Molecule: messenger RNA, 3455 nt
Organism: Cucumis melo (muskmelon)
Lineage: Eukaryota; Viridiplantae; Streptophyta; Magnoliopsida; Cucurbitales; Cucurbitaceae
Exons: 2
Coding region: 132-3212 (1026 amino acids)
Source: RefSeq, a predicted model, not a curated record
UUUCUCUCUUCCUUAUUUCUCUCUCUUCUUAUCAUCGUUCCCGACUUGAUUCUUCCUGUUCAUUCACAACAACCAGAAAUUCCAACGGUUCUUGCGCUGAAUCGACAUCCAGCGCCAGAUAUUUUAUUUUCAUGCCUGAUUCAGAUUUGAGGAAUAUGGAUGGGAUUCUUGAAGAACUAGAUGAAGCAAAAGCUGAUAUUGAGAAGCUUAGGGCAGAAUGCAAGAUAAAGGGAGAAUUAUCUGAGAAUUUGAAGAGAGUUAACAGCGAGCAGUUCGCUAAGUUGCAGGAGGCAAAUUUGAAAAUUGAGAAGCAAGCUGAAGAGAUAAAUGAAAAGGCAGAAGAAUUAUCUAUGGAGAAGAAACGUUUGGAGGAACUCGAACGAACUUUGGUUGAAAGAGAGUCAAUAGUAAAGCAUCUUGGUUCUGCCAAUGAUAAGCUUCGAGCUGAUGCCAAUGAGAAGUCUGUACAAUUGGAAGAAGAAAAGAGAAGUUUGCUAUUGGCUUUGGAUGAAACGAAUGAGAAAUGCAUGCAUCAAGAGCAGAAAAUAUGUGAAUAUAGAGAAGAAAUUCAAGGCCUCAAAGAGAAUCUAUUGCUUUGGCAAAAAAAGUGUUCAGAAGCUGAAGAUGGACUGGUACACAAGGAGCAGGGGGAAAGAGAUGAUAUACUAACUGAUUUAAACGACGAAAUUGCAAAGGUUAAAGAUCAGUUGAAAUGGAAGGCUGAGCAAUUUAAGCAUCUGGAAGAGGCACUUGAGAAGGUUCGGGAACAAUUCAAGGUGAACAAAAAGGAUUGGGAACUGGAGAAAGGUACCCUGCUUGAUGAGAUCUCUUCACUGCAGACAAGGCUAAAUUCUCAAAUGUUAAUCUCAAAAGAUCUUAGUAAUAAGUUAGAAAUGUGCAACCAAGCCCUCGCUCAUGAAGAGAGUCGACGAAAAUAUUUACAGAUUCAAGUUACUGAUUUUGAGACGCGCUUCGAUAGUGUUCUUGAUGAGUGUGAACGUGCAAAAAUGCAGCUGGGCGAGAUAACUGCUCAGAGGGAUAAAGAAAUUGCUACUUUAAGAAGUUCAUUGGGAACAAAAGAUUCAUUUCUGAAGGAAAGAGAGUACCAAACACGUAAGUUGGAGGAAGAAAACCAGGAGUUGCGGAUAGCUAUCAAAGAACUUCAGGAAGAACAAAUUCAAGCACCUGGGGGUUCACCUUCUUUCAGAGAACUCCAAAAGAAGAUGCAAAGCUUGGAAACUUCCCAUGGUAAAUGCACAGCAAAUCUACGGGCUAAAGAAGUUGAAUGGACAUCUCAAAUGGAAGAAGUUUUAAGUAACAUGAAUGAUUGCAAAUCUGAGCUAUGCAGAAGAGAAGCAACAAUAAAGGAUCUUGAGGCAAUGCUGGAAAGUCAUCAUUCUUCAGCAUUGCAGUUGAAGUUACAAAAUGAGGAACUCUCUGCCAUGUUACUAGUGUUAAACCAGGGAAUAUCAGAGGCUCAAGUUAACCUGGCGAAAGAAAUGGCUGAAGUUUAUAUGCAUGACAAAGAUAGAGAAGAGAAAAUAUCUUUAUUGAUGAAGCAGGUGGAGGUGCAGAAUGCGGCUUUGGUGAAGGCCCACAAAGAUAUUGAAGAAGAACAUGACAAGGUUGCAUCUUUAAUGAAAAGAGUAGAAUCCUUGGAUCUUUUUGAGGAGCAGCUUCAACUAAUGCAGAAGGAAAUAGACAGCUAUAAAGAAAUGCUUGAGGAAUCAACCAAGUGUCAGCUUCACUUAGAGGAGCAAUGUCUGCAAAUGAAAAAUGAUGCAGCAGAAAAACUUGAAGUCUGCACUGCCUUGGGCAAGGCAAAUGCUGAACUUGCUGAAAAGGAAUCUAUCUAUAUUCGAGCUCAAUCAAUGGAGCUGAUUGAAGAGAAAUACAAAUCAAAGCUGAGAGAGCUUGAUCAGUCUAUGGAAAUACUUGAAGAAUCCUCCAGGGAUUAUCUUCUGUUGGAAGAACAAGUGACACAAAUAGAAUAUGAUGCAAUGGAUAGACUUCAAGAAGCAUGCAAUGCCUUAGAAGAAGCAAAUGCUGAACUGGAUGAUAAAAUAUGUGAAGGAAAUCAAAUUGAUUUUGAAAUGCAUAUGUGGAAAUCUAUAGCCGAACAGUUAAAACUUGAUCUUGAGGAAAAUCAUAGCAUGCGUAAACAGUUGGAGGCGUCACUUCUCGCAGAAGUCCAUUUUGGGGAGAACCUUAAGCAAGAGAAUUAUAGCCUUGUUCAAAAGUUAGAUGAGAAAGACAAGAGCAUUGAAAGUCUCGCGCAACAGGUUAUGCUGCUGGAGCAAGGGCUUGAAAUAAUAGAAUUGGAGGCAACUGCUUUAUCAGGAAUGGAGUCGGCAACUUCAUUUGAGUCGAUGAGAGAUGACUUUCUUCAGACUAUAAGAGAGAAGGAUGAGAUGUUAGAACAACUCCAAAAUGAAGUUGAGUGUCUGGAGCAAGAUUCACUGAGACGAGAACUUGAAGUAGCUCUGCUAUCUCAUAUCGGUGCCGAGAGUCUGUUUGAGGAUGAGAAGGAGAAACUCAUCCAAAUGGUAGAAAAGAAAAACAGAAGAAUCGAUCAACUCAUGCAGUUAGUACAUUCACUGGAACAGAAAUUUAAUAGCUCUUUAAUAUCAUUUUCAUCAGAGCUUGAUGAGAAGCAAACAGAAACUGAUCUUCUCCACCAGGCAUGGGAGAAGAUCAAUGCUGCAGAGAUUCUAGCUGUUUUAGAAACUGAAGAAAAGAAACUGAUGAUUUUGGAACUAGAGGAUAAUAUCCGCAUAAUACAGCAAAAGCUCGAGCUUCAGGAAGUAUCAUUGGGUCAUGCAAAAGAGAAAGCAAUGAAGAUUGAAGCAGAUCUGGAUGCAAAAGAGUCUGAAAUGAAGAAACUGACUGAUCAAUUGAAAACAAAGCUAAAAUUUUCAGACGUAUUUAUCGAUGAGCUAAAGAGUGAGAAGAGCAAUUUGAUAGAAGAUGUGAUGAAGUUGUCUACAGAAAAGGAAGACUUGAUGGGUAUCAUUGGAGGCAUAGGCAACCAUAUCAACGAGUUUUCGAAUUCAGACAGAGAAUUGAUGGGCCUUCUGGAGAAGAUAAUGCUCUCUUUUAGUAGCAAUGAAUGUCAAAGGAUUGAACUGAAAGAGAAUGCGAAUUCUCCUUCAAUGAAAAGAUUUGACGUCUCGGCUGAUACAAGAUCGCCCUUUAGAGAGCUCAACAGUUAGCUGCAGCCCCAGUAGCUACGACUCAAUGAACCAUACAGCUCAAAACCCUACUCAAAAUUGCUUCGGUCUGUACAAUUCUAGCACCGGCCUUUUUAAAUUUAAUUUAGAAUGAGAUUCUUAUUGUUUUCUACGACCAAAGUGAGAUUAUAGCACAGGCUCAAAUUUAUUUACUUUGGAGCCAGUGUUCAAAUUUGUUCAAAGUUUCUCUUCCUCCUCUAUGUACCAUUCUUCUUGUAUGCUCCA